ACUCCAGAGUCACCUGCAAGAUGCUGGUGGUCCUGCUCACAGCAGCCUUGCUAGUCCUGAGCUCAGCUCAGGGCGUAGAUGAAGAAGUCAUCUAUGAAGACUCAUCUCAGCAGUUAGAGUUAGAGCAGCAGAGCCAGGGACAUGGCCAACAUCAUCCAAAACCACCUCCUGGUGGAUUGCCCCCAAGACCUCCUGCUUCUGAUGAAAAUGGUGAUGGUGAUGAUAACGAUGAUGGUGAUGAUGAUGGCAGUGGGGAUGAUGUAAACAGACCAGAGAGACCACCGCAGCACGGAGGCAAUCACCACCAUCCUCACCAUCCACCCCCAGCAGCAGGCCCUCAGAGACCCCCACAGCCUGGAAGUCCUCAAGGCCCGCCCCCUCCUGGAGGCCCACAGCAAAGACCCCCUCAAGGACCACCCCCACAAGGAGGCCCUCAGAGACCCCCACAGCCUGGAAGUCCUCAAGGCCCGCCCCCUCCUGGAGGCCCACAGCAAAGACCCCCUCAAGGACCACCCCCACAGGGAGGCCCUCAGAGACCCCCACAGCCUGGAAGUCCUCAAGGCCCGCCCCCUCCUGGAGGCCCACAGCAAAGAGCCCCUCAAGGACCACCCCCACAGGGAGGCCCUCAGAGACCCCCACAGCCUGGUAGCCCUCAAGGCCCGCCCCCGCCUGGAGGCCCACAGCAAAGACCCCCUCAAGGACCACCCCCACAGGGAGGCCCUCAGAGACCCCCACAGCCUGGUAGCCCUCAAGGCCCGCCCCCUCCUGGAGGCCCUCAGCAAAGACCCCCUCAAGGACCACCCCCACAGGGAGGCCCUCAGAGACCACCUCAACCUGGAAACCCACAAGGACCACCCCAGCAGGGAGGCCAGCAACAGUCAAGUUUCCUGUGGUCAUUUUCUGCAUAACCAUCUGGUUUCUGAGCAGAGAGAAGGUGAACAAAAGACAGAUGCCUUCAAUAUCAUUCCUGUAGAAAAGUGAUUCCAAUAAAAUAUUUAGCAUACAA
This is a messenger RNA of Rattus norvegicus (Norway rat), 1006 nucleotides long. RefSeq names its product proline-rich protein MP5 (gene Prpmp5). Gene Ontology annotation, cellular component: extracellular region. NCBI's taxonomy places the organism in Eukaryota, Metazoa, Chordata, Mammalia, Rodentia, Muridae. The record is from RefSeq and is marked provisional.